This is a messenger RNA of Neogale vison (American mink), 4638 nucleotides long. Its product is annotated as zinc finger protein 570. NCBI's taxonomy places the organism in Eukaryota, Metazoa, Chordata, Mammalia, Carnivora, Mustelidae. Gene Ontology annotation, biological process: regulation of transcription by RNA polymerase II. Gene Ontology annotation, molecular function: RNA polymerase II cis-regulatory region sequence-specific DNA binding; DNA-binding transcription factor activity, RNA polymerase II-specific. Gene Ontology annotation, cellular component: PcG protein complex; transcription regulator complex. The record is from RefSeq and is a predicted model, not a curated record. The transcript is spliced from 5 exons. Bases 472 to 2085 code for a protein of 537 amino acids.
GGGCUGAGGAGUGGGCUGGGGGUCACCCGGACGUCGGUUCCCAGGCCCUCGGUGUGACUCUAGGUGCGAGAUGGUGGUUGGUUGUCAUACAGCGUGAGGCUGUCAUCUGAUGUGACUGUGCACGUCGUAUCUGUGACCGUGGGCGCAGGCGAGUCGAUGGUUGGUGCUACAGAGUGUGAGACUGUGAGUGGGGGUGGGAGGGUAUUGUGUCCCCCGUUGUUCCAGUACCCACGGCCUCUUUAUAACUGGAGUUGUUUGAGGGUAAACGUAGGUUGUGGUACCCUAGUGUUUGAGACUUGGAGCUACAGAUGAGCGUGACGGGGGUGCAACAGAAGGAAAGAGAAGCUGAAAAAUUCUAGGCUGGUGAUUCUGGAUGCUGCAAGGAAACCCUAGUUUUUCAUGUUCUCUUCCCCAUCUCAGUCAUCUGAGGACACUGCCAUUUCCCAAGAGAAGAGCUAAGAGGAGGAAAGAAUGGCUGUUGGACUUCUUAAAGCCAUGUACCAGGAGUUGGUAACCUUCAGAGAUGUGGCUGUAGAUUUCUCCCAAGAGGAGUGGGACUGUCUAAAUUCUUCUCAGAGGCAUCUGUAUAGUAAUGUGAUGUUGGAGAACUACCGGAUCUUGGUGUCCCUAGGACUUUGCUUUUCUAAGCCAAAUGUGAUAUUAUUGUUGGAACAAGGGAAAGAGCCCUGGAUGGUGAAGAGAGAGCUGGCAAAAGGCUUGUGCUCAGGCUGGGACUCUAUGUGUGACACUGAAGAAUUAACUUCAAAGCAGAACAUUUAUGAAGCACAGUCAUCACAGAAGAUAAUAGAAAAACUCACAAGCUAUGGCCUUGAGUAUUCUAGUUUGAGAGAAGAAUGGAAAUGUGAGGGCAAUUUUGAGAAACAGUCAGUUAAUCAGAAGGCGUGUUUCAAAGAAGAGACAAUCACUCAUGAAGAAGCCCUUAUUAAUAAAAGAGCACAAGAAUAUAACAAAUCUUGGGGAGGUUUCCAUCUGAACACACUGCUUCAUACACAACAGAUAAUCACCAAAGAGGAAAAAGUUCUUAAGCAUGAUACACAUAAGAAAAGCUUUACAAAAAAUUUAAUGGCCAUUAAGCCCAAGAGUAUCUAUACAGAGAAGAAACUCUUGAAAUGUAAUGACUGUGAAAAAGUCUUUAGCCAGAGUUCAUCUCUUACUCUUCAUCAAAGAAUUCAUACUGGAGAGAAACCAUAUAAAUGUGUAGAAUGUGGAAAAGCCUUUAGCCAGAGAUCAAAUCUUGUUCAACAUCAGAGGAUUCAUACUGGAGAGAAACCCUAUGAAUGUAAGGAAUGUAGGAAAGCCUUCAGUCAGAAUGCACACCUUGUUCAACAUCUGAGAGUUCAUACUGGAGAAAAACCUUAUGAAUGCAAGGUAUGUAGGAAAGCCUUUAGCCAGUUUGCUUACCUUGCUCAACAUCAGAGAGUUCAUACUGGAGAGAAACCUUAUGAAUGUAUUGAAUGUGGGAAAGCAUUUAGCAAUAGAUCAUCCAUUGCUCAACACCAGAGAGUUCAUACUGGUGAGAAACCGUACGAAUGUAAUGUCUGUGGGAAAGCAUUUAGCCUUCGUGCAUACCUUACUGUACAUCAGAGAAUACAUACUGGAGAGAGACCCUAUGAAUGUAAGGAAUGUGGGAAGGCUUUCAGCCAGAAUUCACAUCUUGCUCAACAUCAGAGAAUUCAUACUGGAGAAAAACCUUAUAAAUGUCAAGAAUGUAGGAAAGCAUUCAGCCAGAUUGCCUACCUUGCCCAACAUCAAAGAGUUCAUACUGGAGAGAAACCCUAUGAAUGUAUUAAAUGUGGAAAGGCUUUUAGCAAUGACUCAUCCCUUACUCAACAUCAGAGAGUUCAUACUGGAGAGAAGCCUUAUGAAUGUAAUGUUUGUGGAAAGGCUUUUAGUUACUGUGGAUCCCUCGCCCAACAUCAGAGAAUUCAUACUGGAGAAAGACCUUAUGAAUGUAAGGAAUGCAAGAAAACUUUCAGGCAGCAUGCACACCUUGCUCAUCAUCAGAGAAUCCAUCUUGGGGAAUCACUAUCACCACCCAAACCAGUCAAUCACCAGGUCCUCUAGACAUUCUCAUAAAUAUUUCCAGAAUUUAUACUCUUUUCUCUAUGUCUAAUGUUGCCAUAGUCUACAAUUCAUCUCACCUGGAUCACCAUGCUAUAGCUUUCUAACAUGUCUCCCUGUAUCAACUUUUAGUCCCUUUAAAUUCAUUUCCCACCAUGACCCAAACUGAUUUUUUUGAGUGUAAGAAUACAUCACUGCCUCCAAUUAAAACUUUUUUGGGGCUUACUAUUGGUCUUAAGCUAAUAUCUACAGUCUUAAAAUUGUCUAUGAGGCAUUUCAUAUUUGGUUCUAAACCUUUCAGCCUUAUUUUGUUCCAGUCUCCUCCUCUGAGCACUAGGCACUUCCCAGGACUAAGAGCUUAGAUUCUGGAAAAUCAUAGCUCUACAACUACUGUGGCAUUAUGUGACUUUGAGUAAUUUGUUUGACCUAUGUAAACCUCAGGGUUUUCUUUAAUUCUUAAAAUAGGGAUAAUAAAGGAUACUGUAUUGUAGAAAUGUGAUUAUUAAAUGAAAUAGUGUCUGUCGUAGAUUGAUGCAUAUUAAGUAAUAAAUUUGCAUGUAAAGUGCUUCACAUAGCACAACAGCAGAUUUUCAGUAAGUCAUGAUAGCUUACAUGUAUUGAGUGCCUACUAUGCACCAGGCACUGUUCUACAUACUCAACAUAUAUAAACUCACUCGUCACAGCUAGAAUAAGAUUCCUCAGUGGAUAAAGUAGAACAUUCCUGGGAAGCAGCAGGUCAGAAUUGAGAAAACCCAAACAUUUGAGAAACAUAAGUGGGAGUCUUCAUACUCUAGAUAAGUAAUCAAUAUAGACACAAGUAGUAGACCUAUACCUACAACCAGUUUUAGGAAGUUUCUAAAGAUAAUUGGAUAAACCAAUCAAUAUAAAGAAAAUGGGGAUUCACACAGAAUACAGAACUCACAUUUAGAUCAAGGAAAGAAAACACUAUCACGAUUAACUCCAAAAAACAAUAAACAUAGAAAAUUCAUACUAUCCCAUAAAAAGACACCAGGCUCAAGCAAUUGUAUUGGGUGAAUCUAGGUAAAUUUAAGGUUUUAAUUGUUCCAUACCACAGAAAAAGUACAAAUUUUGUAAAUUUUUUAACCAGUGGUUGUAAAAUUGAAACCAAAAGGGGAUUGAGGGAAAGAAGUUGCAAAUAUAUAUAGGCUUUUACAUAUUUGAAAUAUAUAUGUUUCCACUCAUUCAGUGAAUAUUGAGUAGCUACUGUUUGCUGGACACUGUUUUAGAUAUGAGGAGACAGUAGUGAUCAAUACUAAGACUAUGUCCUCAUGGAGUUUAAAGUUAUUUAAAGGCUCAAAUUGAAUUGAAAUUGUUCAUAGUUAAAUAUAAAAUAGAUUCUCUCAACUCAGCAAAAUGAAGAAUAAUAAACUGGGAGGAGCAUAUAAUCUAGGCAGAAGAGACUCAGGAUAAUAAUGUUAUGUUAUUCCUAAUUCACAAAUUCACUGCAAUUAGAACUAAAACUCCUCAGGUCUUUUUGCCCUUUAAUUUCACAACUUUGUUCUGAAAUUCAUCUAUGAAGUGUGACUUCUUAAGACACCAAGAAAAUUAUUGAGUCUGACCUACAGAAAUUCUGCAUAUGAGAAAGAUGGUUUAUACCUGUAGAGAAAGGAUGGAUUUGAGGUUAUUAGAAUAAUUGUUUAUAUCCAUUACAGUAAGGGAAAUGCAAAUAAAACCACAGGUAACUAUUUCAAAAUCAUCACAUUGGCAAAAGUGUCACACAGCCAAUUACUGGAAAGAUGUGGAACAGUAGGAUGUUCAUACAGUGCUAUUGGAAGUAGUUGUAUUUAGGAUAAUUUAGCAAUAUCUAGUAAAGCUGAAAAUGUGCAUACUCUCUGACCCAGCAGUUCCAUACUUAAACCUACUAUAGUCUCUCCUCAUGUGUUUAGGGUGAUGUAUAUGAAAGUCUAUAUCAGCAUUAUUUGAGAAUGAAAAGUUCAAAGCAAUCAAAAUAACCAUUAGGGUGAAUGUAAGUUAUAGCCCAAGACAAAAGGAAUGAAGUAGAGAUACUUCUAUCAACAUGGAUAAAUCUUUUUAAAAAAAGGAUACAUGUUAAAAUAAUAUUAAUGAAAUGGAACUGGAGAGUAUUUUGUAUGAGAUGGUACCACUUAUAUAAAGUUUGAAAAUAUGCAAAUUGAUGCUAUGUGUAUAUGGCUAAAUACCAUAUAGAUUUAGUGUUACAACAUUCAUGGAAAUAAUAAAUCCAAUACAGGAGUGACAUAUGGAAGGGGAAAAAUGAGAUUGAGAAAAGGAUGCAAAGGGAGAUAUGUUUUAAUCAUUUACUUCUUUAAAAAAUAAGCAAGUGUGGCCAAUUCUUAUAAAUCGAUAUAACUGGUUGUUGGUUUAUAGGUAGGUUCUUAUUCUCUGUAUCUUUCAUAAUAAAAAAAUAAAGAACAUUUAAAUAUUUGUUUUUGUCAAGUUAUUUCCUUGCUAUACCUCAGUCAUGACACUGGUAUUCCCAUCUAUAUUCACCAUUCUCUUCAGAGAGAAGCUGACACAUAAUUGAUCAUACAGUCUCUUCAUUCUUUUAAUGUAGCA